Messenger RNA from Daucus carota subsp. sativus, 3729 nucleotides. RefSeq lists its product as uncharacterized. The coding region runs from base 217 to 3621 and encodes 1134 amino acids. The transcript is spliced from 9 exons. Gene Ontology annotation, biological process: protein phosphorylation; signal transduction. Gene Ontology annotation, molecular function: ATP binding; protein binding; protein kinase activity. Gene Ontology annotation, cellular component: cytoplasm. The record is from RefSeq and is a predicted model, not a curated record. Lineage: Eukaryota; Viridiplantae; Streptophyta; Magnoliopsida; Apiales; Apiaceae.
AGGGAAGAAUAAUAAAAUAAAUUAACGUGUGGAAUUCAAGAGGAAGUAAAUGAAACAGGGAAGUUGAACAGUAAGCAGGGAAAUUUUGAUGUAUAUAUACAUCUCCUCUCUUAUUGCUAUUUCUCCACUUCAGUUGCAGGACAUUGGCAUUGCUGGAUCAAUUAUCAAAUCUUGUCAGCGAAAACUCUCAACAAGUAGAAAACUUAUACUUGUCUGAUGGAACAUUCUAAAAACUACAAUCAUUUCCAACCUAGUAACAGAGAAGCAGAGAGUGUAGAAUUUGGACACGCGUCUCAGCGUUACAGGGGGGAUCCUGGUGGACGUGCAAAUUCCAAUGUGAGGCCUUCGGAGCCUAAUUUCACAGAAGCUAAGCCUGUACAUAAUCACUCUCUGCAUACAGGUGAGGAGUUUGUAUAUGAAAAGAUGCGUGAUCGUGCCAAUCUGAAUGCUGGUGAUCCUAGUCUUACAACAGGUUCCUUGGAGUCAAAAGGUGUCCGAGUCAUCAGUCACGCAAAGCCAGAAAGCAGGUAUAAUACCUCUGAGCCAAAAGAUUUUGAGAGGAAAAACUCCUCUUCGUAUGAAGAGAAAAGUAGUUAUGGAUCUGCAGAAUCUGUACCACGUGAUUCUUUUGGUUAUAAUAGUAACCGCACAUCAACACGUGAGUAUUCCUCUGCCGGAUCAUCUGAUGGCUCAACAAGGACAAGGAAAAUUACGAUUCUGUGUAGCUUUGGGGGGGAAAUUAUAAAUCGAUCUCAGGAUGGAAAGCUCAGUUAUGUUGGAGGAGAAACACAUAGUAUUCGAAUACAGAAGGAAAUUACUUGGGAGGAAUUACGACAGAAAACUGCAUCAACCUAUAUUCAUACUCAUAAAAUUAAGUAUCAGCUUCCAGGGGAGGAUCUUGAUACUUUAGUUUCUGUAUCUUCUGACGAGGCCUUACAGAAUAUGCUGGAGGACUGCAAUGUAUUAGGAGAUGAAGAAGGAUCAAAAAAGAUUAGGAUGUUCUUAUUCCCUGUGAAUGAUCUCAAUGAUACUAAAUCUGGCUUGACCAGUUCAGGCGGUGAUUCUGAAGUCAAAUAUGUUGGUGCUGACAAUCAAAGGAAUGUAGGACCAAGAGGGGACGCAACUCGACAUGGUCUAGCAAACCCUUCAGCAACUAAUAUGGAUGAGCCAGGUGUGCAGAAUGUUGCUAGAGGCAAUAGUGGAGUUGCAAGUGUUACUGCUGCACCAACUAUUAAUCAAUACUCUCAGCCAAUUUUAUCUAAAUCUUCCAACGCUCUAGAAACACAACCACAAUCUCAUUCUCAUCAAGGUCAGUUGCAUCAUGACGGACCUAAGAAGAUCUUGCAACCUAUCUCUAAAUCCGACUCUUCUUUUCAUACACCUGGACCUGGUGGACAGAGAACUCUUCCCUUGGCAUCUUCUGCACCAGUGACUCGUGAAGGAGGUUUAUCAAAGGAUCAGCCAGCUGGUGCUUUAGUAGGCUCACCAAGUAUGCUUAAGCAAGAAGUGAAGGUGAACGUGAGAAGUGAUGCUCCAAGGAAUCAAGAGACUGAAUAUGAAUUAAUUCGGUCCAUGGGAAAGUAUGCUGACCGCCUUCCCGUGAAAGAGGCAUCACCUAUCAUGCCGCCACUUGGAACAAACUCUUCGAGAUCUUCAAAAAAGGAAGGCAGCAGUCACCUAAAAUCUGUGCCGGUAACUUCAUCUUAUGUGAAUAAUCCCAUGAGAGAUCUCAAAGCGAGUGACAAGGAGUUGUUGACAUCUAAUAGUGCCAUUGCUUCUAAACAUGUCAUUUCACAUAAUGAUCUGAUUGAUUUAAGCUGUUCUGAACCUCCUCUGCCUCCUCAAAGCCUCUCUCACUCUGACCGAUAUAAUCGUGAGCAGGGAGAAUCAUUAAAUCGAUCAACUAAGUCAGGUGAUCUUGGUUCUCAUACUCGUUCUAAUAUCAGACAGCAGGAUUCUGUGGAGGAACCUGGGAAAAGGUUGAACAAUGUUAACCCGGCUGCUAAGACUGAGCAGUAUGUCUCAAGAACAAAGCUUAGCAAGCAUGGAAUCUCUGAUAAUGAACUUCCAAAAUUUCAGAAUAUUAAUUCAACAGAGACUCAUUCGAAUUAUGGGAAGAAUGGAACUGAUGAUCAGGUCCUUAAUCCAGGUGACAAAACAAGCUUCAUUAAAGGUAACAUGAAUUCUGUGAUUAAUGAAAGUACAAGAGGUAACUACGAUAAGGAUCCUGCAUCUUGUCUCCCAAACUAUACUUCGCUUGACAGGUCUGCAAGCGAUAUCACUUCUAAUCACAGUCCGGGUAAAUCUCAAUCUUCUGAAAGGACAGGCAAAGCUGCCAGUUUAGAGAAUUCUUCCGGUAUUUCACUGCAGAAAGGUGUAUCACAUGAUCAGUUUAGUCAGAAAGAUGUUUCACUUAUUGACCAGGAUCAUAUUGAUUUAUCAUCUAGACUUCCAAAAGUAGAAGAAAAACCGAAAGCUUAUAAACUUACUCCACCAGUGAGAGGUGAUAUUUCUUCAAACCAGAUAAGUUCCAAAAAUAAAUUUGACAUUCAGAAAGAAUCACCUGGUGUAAGUGAAUCUUCCACAAAAGCUUUGCAUUCUGACUAUGCUCCUUCCCUGGUGGAAAGCAAGGAUGCCAGGCAAUUCAAAGAAUCAUCUGGGAAUAUAAGAAUACCAGAAUCUGAGCACAUGGGUGGAAUCAGGAGCUCACAUUCUCUGAAACCUUCUUUUGAUAAUCUCGAUAUCAGCUCUAUGCAGAUAAUAAAAGAUGAAGAUCUAGAGCAAGGAGCCGAACUUGGUUCUGGCACAUUUGGAACAGUAUAUUAUGGAAAAUGGAGAGGAUCCGAAGUUGCCAUUAAGAGAAUAAAUAAGAAAUGCUUUACAGGCCGAUCAUCUCAACAAAAAGAAAAAAUGAUCACAGAUUUUUUGCGGGAAGCGGAAAUUUUAUCACGGCUUCGUCAUCCAAACGUAGUGACAUUUUAUGGUGUGGUACAAGAUGGAUCUACGGGUACAUUAGCUACUGUGACUGAGUACAUGAGCGAUGGUUCUCUCGGACAUGCUUUGCUACUCAAGGAUAGGCUUUUUGAUCAUCAGAAGAAGCUCCGUAUUGCAAUGAGUGCAGCCUUUGGAAUGGAGUAUUUACAUUCGAAAGACAUUGUGCACUUUGAUUUGAAAUGUGAUAACUUACUGGUGGACUUAAAUGAUCCUGCUCGGCCCAAAUGCAAGGUCACUGAUUUUGGUCUGUCCAAAAUCAAGCGUAAAACCUUUGUUUCUGGUGGGCUUAAUGGAACACUGCCGUGGAUGGCUCCAGAGCUGCGAACUGGCAAGAAAGUUUCUGAGAAGGUUGACGUUUUCUCUUUUGGUAUCGUCUUGUGGGAGAUUCUUACUGGAGAGGAGCCUUAUAAAAGCAUCGACAAUGAUACAUUCUACGGGGGAAUUUUUAACAACACACUGAGACCAGCUAUUCCAAGCUACUGUGAUCCCGAAUGGAAAAAACUAAUGGAGCAGUGUUGGGAUUCUGAUCCCACGGUUAGGCCUACUUUCACCGAGAUCGCAAACCGCCUGCGGGUAAUGCAUGAAGCUUGCCAGGCCGGAACACACGUUCACAAAGCAUCUAAGUAGUGAUUCAUGUAUUUCAUACUGUUAUUGGUGAUGGCAUUUCAUAAACAUAUACAUUCACUUCUAUUUUGUAAAGACUUGUUGCUAUUACAUCGAUUAUCCACUUCUGUA